Messenger RNA from Osmerus eperlanus (European smelt), 1786 nucleotides. RefSeq lists its product as uncharacterized. The transcript has 2 exons. Bases 10 to 1101 code for a protein of 363 amino acids. The record is from RefSeq and is a predicted model, not a curated record. Lineage: Eukaryota; Metazoa; Chordata; Actinopteri; Osmeriformes; Osmeridae.
GAAAAGGAUAUGCGUCAUGGUGUGAUAGGCUGGGUGCUGUGUGUGAUGUGUCGUAUCACAUGUUCGUCUGUCACACAUCACAGUACAGAGCCUGGUGCUGCUCUCUCACACACGAGCUCUUUAGUAUCCUGUCUCGUACGGGUUUCAUCUCCACACGGGAAACAAAGAAGUGCGAUGCUGUCCAGGUUGUUUCUCCUGCUGUCCUGCCUGGCCCUGCUGUCUCCAGGGAGGUGUACCAUCGAGGUCAGCUCUAACGGAUCUGCUGAAGGGACCAUGAGUGCAACAACAGACCACUCAACACUUUCCUCGGCCCAAACACCCAACGAUCCAACACCAUCAUCUCCAUCAUCAGGUCUCUCUAACGCCACCUCAGGAAGAGGCAUCUUGCUGAACAGCUCCCCACCAAGCAGCACUCAUAGAAGGCUCAACACACCCACCAGGACCUCCUCCACCCAGACCCCCGCCAGCCCCAGCUCCAGCCCCGACACUGAUUGUCUGUUCCGCAGGAAGCACGGCAGCAUCCUGGUAUUGGCGGUGGGGGCACUGUUGGGGCUCUGCACGGUGCUGAUGGUGGUUUCCGUGGUGAUGUGGUUCCAGCUGUGCCACCUGAGGCGCCAGGUGGCGAGCCAGGGCCAGGGGGGGCGGGUGGUCCGCAGCAACGUGGACCUGGUGAACAGCUGCUCCCUGGGGGGCACCGCCCGCAGGAAGGAGCAGGCCUCAGAGACCAGCCUGCUGAUGGAGGAGGUCAGACGCACCAAGGGGGAGUUCAGGCUCUCCCUGGAGGGGGCAGAGGAGGAGGAGGACCAAGAAAAGGAGGACCAGGAGAAGAACCAGGAGAAGAACCAGGAGAAGAACCAGGAGAAGAACCAGGAGAAGAACCAGAAGGAGAACCAGGAGAAGAACCAGAAGGAGAACCAGAAGGAGAACCAGGAGAAGAACCAGAAGGAGAACCAGAAGGAGAACCAGGAGAAGGGAGGAGACGAGGCCAGCAGGCCAGAGGGACCCGGAGGUUCUGAGGGGAACUCAACAUCACCACCUGCCGGCCAGGGCGCACCCAUUGCCACGGAGACCACUGCAACCCCCGGCGACGUGGUGGCGUGAGGCUGAAGGCUCCGCCCUCAGAACACAACAACAUGUUCCACAACGACAUGUUCCACAAUUAGGUGUUCCACACCCAAACCAGACGUAGUUCUGGAUGUUGCCAGACGGGUUGGUAGUACUUGACAAGAUAACGUUCAGAUAACGUAAAUAUAACUUAAGAUAAGAUAUUGAAAUAGGAUAUUAGCGCACCACUGCUUUAGGAAGGAAAUAUGUUGUGUGUGAUCAUUCUGUAAAUAAUUUGUGUACAUUCUGUAACAGUGUACUGUGUCCUGCACGUUUUUAGUGUUGUGUUUAAGCAAAAAAAAAAAAAAAACUUGAUGAAUAGUUCCAUUGUACAAUACGGUUUAAUCCGUAUGUGAAAUGCCUGAUCACAUGAAAACCAAACCUGCAUACUUUUUUUGUUUUUUUUGCCUAAAUGUUUAUUAUGAACUUGUCAUAAGGAGUCAGAUGAGAAUGGGGAGUCAGAUGGCUGAGCGGUUAGGGAGUCGGUCUAUUGAUCAGAAGGUUGCUGGUUCGAUUCCUGCUCGUGAAAAAUGACGUUGUGUCCUUGGGCAAGGCACUUCACCCUACUUGCCUCGGGGGAAUGUCCCUGUACUUACUGUAAGUCGCUCUGGAUAAUAGCAUCUGCUAAAUGUAAAUGUCUAUUGCUAAAUAAAAUUGUCCUGCAUCCGCCCAUGCAGAGAGG